GGAGGAUCGCAAUGCGUUGCUCGGUGAGAGUCAGAUUCCCUCUGUUAACACAGACCGGGGCGCUGAACUAAUAACACCUUCAGGAAAAUACCUUUUGUCCCAGUCUUAAGGAUCUGGUUCCAAAUAGCACUGCCUGACAAUUAACGUUAAAAAAUGGAAUUGGAAGAAGGCCAGUCGUUUGUGGUCCUUUGCGCCUGCUCUACCAUUCAAUAACAUUAUGACUGAUUACUAAAAGCAUGGAGAAUACAGCCCGGUCUGAUAGGGUGGACUCACAGCAACAGGUUCGAUCCCCGUUCACUCCAGGGAGAAGAUACAAUGAACAUUCUUGCCAUGAUUCCAAUGAUCAGUACAUCAAGUUAGUACAAAGGGGAAUCAUUAACAGAAUACAGAGAAAGGGUUUUAGCGCCAAUCAUGGGAUUGCUGGGAAUUCCCUGCAGCCUGUUGCUGACACAUUUAAGGCGAAAGACCUUGACAUCGAAAUGGUUAAAACUUUAGCAAAGAAGCCAGUCGUUAACCAUGAUUUUGGCAUGGUGUUCACUGAUCACAUGCUCAUGAUUCACUGGACAUUAUCUGGAGGCUGGGAGAGACCACGGAUUCAACCUAUGCAGAACCUCUCGCUGCACCCUGCGGUAUCGGCCCUCCACUAUUCCGUGCAGGUGUUUGAAGGUCUGAAGGCAUUCCGAGGGGUGGACAACAAGAUUCGGCUAUUCCGACCCAUGAUGAACAUGGACCGGAUGCUGAAAUCAGCCAUUAGGGCUACUCUUCCUACUUUUGAUCAGACUGAGCUGUUGGAAUGCAUCAAAAAGUUGUUGCAGCUGGAGAAAGAAUGGGUACCCUACUUCAAGGGUGGAAGUCUCUAUAUUCGCCCAGUUUUUAUCGGGACCGAGGAGUCCAUUGGCAUGAAGCUGUCGACGAAAGCGUUGCUCUACGUGAUCAUGUGUCCGGUUGGCUCGUACUUCAGCAUAGAUACGUCAAACACUGUGUCCCUGUGGGCGAACCCCAAGUAUGUUCGAGCCUGGAAAGGAGGGACGGGUGACUGCAAAUUCGGCGGAAAUUAUGGAGGUUCAUUUUACGCACAGUCAGAAGCCAAGAAAGUGGGAUGUCACCAGGUGUUGUGGCUGUAUGGAAAUGAUGAGAGGAUAACUGAAGCAGGAACGAUGAAUCUCUUUCUUUAUUGGAUAAACGAGCAUGGAGAGGAAGAGCUUGCAACACAUCCACUGGAUGGCAUCAUAUUGCCUGGAGUCAUAAGGCAAAGCAUUCUGGAUUUAACUCGCAAGUGGAAUAAGUUCAAAGUUGCGGAGCGUUUGGUAACGAUGGAGCAGCUUAUCAAAGGUGUGAAUGAAGGCCGAGUCAAGGAAAUGUUUGGAACAGGAACAGCUUGCACUUUGUGCCCAGUGCACCAGAUCCUUUACAAAGAAGAGAGCCUGCACAUUCCAACCCUGGAAAGUGGAAGACAGUUAAUAAGGGAGCUUGCUGACAGCCUGGCCAAUAUACAAUGUGGAUGCGAAGAGAGUGACUGGACCUGCGUGGUGGCGUGAAGCUUGGAGCGUUUUUACAAGCAGUCCGACUGAAGGCUUGAGUAACUGGACAAAUGCCAAGUUUCACAAUAGCUCUGACUCCUCUUAAACGGUAUUAAUGUCACGGUGAAGGAUUGCUGAUCUUUAGCAUUCAAUAGAGUUAAGCACAAAUCAGUUUGUAAAGUAUAUCCACUUUCCACGUGAUCAGUAGAACAGUUUUAUAUCAGGCGGAGGCACUGGCAACAACUGCCUUCUCACCGGUUCUGAUUUUGUUUUGCUGAUGAGCCUCAUCAUGUCUCAUUCUCACUUCUCUAGUUCAGUGGCUCUGUAUAGUGUUGCCUCCAAGUUACAACUGUGUCAUCAGCUUUGACACACUAAGUGUAGCUCAUACCUGGUGUCUACCUGCCCCUCUUGUCUAUCAGUCAACUCCACUGUACAGGAAGAAUUAGUGUGCCAUCCUUUAAUAAAUGGAGUUAGUGAAAUGUGAGAUAAUAUCCUUAUCAAAUAAUAAAGGUCCAGAAUUGAGGUCAACAUGGCAUUGAUUAGGCUUGUAAACUCCUACACUCCUCUAAGUCAGGGGUUCCCAACCUUUUUUAUGCCAUAGACCCCUACCAUCAACCGAGGGGCCCGACCACCUCUGGCUGAGAGUCCCUGCUCUGCCACGUUGCAUUAGUAGCAGAGAUAUAUUGUGUUCCAAAAGUAAAAUUGUAAUAGCUGAAGUGCCAAAUAAUGGAUUUCUAAUGAUUACACACCAAACUGAGAUGUAGCUGACAUCAUGUGAAUGUUUGAUCAUUUAUACACAACCUUUGGUAACUUUCUGAUGCUGUUAAAUAGAUGCAAGUAAACUAUGGCUUUUAAAAUAUAAGACACACUGUAAAUGAUAUGCUCUGUAUUUAUUCUUUCAGUGUAUUCUCAAUUCUUUUGAUCCUUGCAAAGAUGAUGGUUUGGGAAGAUAUGAACAUGCUAAAUAGAAAAACAUGCCUUAGAUUCUGCUUUCUGCAGUUCAUUCCAUUGACUUUAGUCAAAUGGACUUUGGAGGUCAUGUAGCAGCACAUUGACCAUUCCUCACGAGCAGCAAGUUCCUGAACAUGUGGGCUUAAGUGUUAAUGCAUGGCGAUGAUUGGGAUAACAUAUAGCCUAGAUUCAAUUCCAUAGAUGUCAAUCAAUUUCAUUUUAAGUUAAGUGUCUUAAAGGAUUUGGAACCAAUGGACUUAAAUUGCAGGGGAAAGUGUCAUGUUGGUACAAACUCCCAAGACCUGUUCCAUUUCACACAUUUAGGGUUAAACAGCAGUCAGUCCUGCAGCUUCUAAUUGAAUUCAGUUUCACCAAAUGGUUAAAUAGAAUUUUAAUUCAUGGCUUCAGGAUUGCAAAUUUACCAUCCUUUUGUACUGUUCCAACAUAAAUUAAACAGUAUCCUUUCUAACUUCGGCUUAUCUUGAGGGAAUGAUUCUGGUGUACACACUGGACAGGGUGUUGUGUGGAAGUACUGUCAUGCCACACUGUUGUAGAACUGCCAAACUGUUAUUCCCUUACACAGGUCACAGUACUCCUCAAUACAUAGUGUUCAUACAUAUUUACAGUUUGAUGCACAUUUAUAUAGUUAAGGUGCCUAAUACUUUUGAACAGUAUUCUAUACAAAUACCAAUAUUUUGAUAGAAAAUACCAAAGCGAGGCCAGUAUCAGAGCUUCAUUAAUGUGGUCAUAGCCCAGAAUCAUACAUGAGGAAUGGUUUUUGAAUGAGAUAGUAAGCUGAGGCAACAAAAAGCAAAAAACAAUGUAUAACUACAGAUAUUGAACAUCUGAAAGUGCAAAGGGUUUUGACUCUAAAUUUUAGAGGGAUAUGGGCCAACUAUGGCAAAUCGGAUUAACUUAGAUGGGGCUUUUGAUCAGUGGACCAGUUGACUGCUGUUUGAUUCUAUGAAACUAUGAAAUCAGAAAAUGCUGGAAACACUCAGCAGGUCAGGCAGCAUCUGUGGAAAGGAAAUUAGUUAUCCAGUUGACAAUUCUUUCAUGGUGGUGGACUUUCAUCGGUUGUAUUUCUGUCUCCAUAGAAAGACUGUUUUGUAUUUGUUCUGUCAAAUGAGAUUUAAAAACUUUCCAUGCAAUAGCAAGAAACCUGCCUGCUUUCCUGGCCAAUAUGUAGCAUCUGAAUGAUGCCUCAAAUUGUGUGGGCAUCUGCCUCAAUAGUGGUUGCGUUGUCAACCUAUGGGCAAACUGUCCCAUGAUCCUCUCCCUUCUCCAGCUGUGUAUCCCUUUUGCCAAUCAACUUUCCAGCUCUUAGCUUCAUCCCUUCCCCUCCUGUCUUCUCCUUUCAUUUCGGAUCUCCCCCUCUCCCUCCCACUUUCAAAUCUCUUACUAUCUCUUCUUUCAGUUAGUCCUGACGAAGGGUCUCGGCCCAAAAUGUUGACUGUACUUCUCCCUAUAGAUGCUGCCUGGCCUGCUGUGUUCCACCAGCAUUUUGUGUGUGUUGUUUGAAUUUCCAGCAUCUGCAGAUCUCGUGUUGGCAAACUGGAAUUCCCUACAUUACACCAGUGGCCACAUUGAAAGCUCUCAUUGGCUUUGAAGUGUUUGGGGACCUGUAUUUAAACCACAAAAGCACUGAACAAAUUCAGGCUCUGUUUUCUGUUUGAGACCUGCAUUUACAAGGAAGAGGACCUGGUACUCGUGGUGAGGUCUUGAGGAUUCUGCACCAUGCCUGUGUAACAGAUUACUUUGUGCAGUGCUAACUAUGUGCAGUGCUUCUGUGCAAAUUUUACUGUUGUUUAUAUUCCUGGCCACAGAAUAGAACAAUAAAAAAAAUACUUGUA
Messenger RNA from Hypanus sabinus (Atlantic stingray), 4324 nucleotides. Its product is annotated as branched-chain-amino-acid aminotransferase, cytosolic-like. NCBI's taxonomy places the organism in Eukaryota, Metazoa, Chordata, Chondrichthyes, Myliobatiformes, Dasyatidae. Gene Ontology annotation, cellular component: mitochondrion. Gene Ontology annotation, molecular function: branched-chain-amino-acid:2-oxoglutarate transaminase activity. The record is from RefSeq and is a predicted model, not a curated record. Bases 237 to 1538 code for a protein of 433 amino acids. Gene Ontology annotation, biological process: L-valine biosynthetic process; L-leucine biosynthetic process. The transcript is spliced from 12 exons.